Molecule: messenger RNA, 456 nt
Organism: Spodoptera exigua (beet armyworm)
Lineage: Eukaryota; Metazoa; Arthropoda; Insecta; Lepidoptera; Noctuidae
Source: the annotation of a GenBank genome assembly
AUGCCGCCUGCUAUUGCAGUUCAUAUAAGCGGUAAAUGGGAGUUAGGUUGGAUCCUCUGUGACAUCUGGAUUAGUCUGGACAUCCUCCUCUGCACGGCCUCCAUACUCUCCCUCUGUGCCAUCAGCGUGGACCGCUACCUGGCCGUCACCAGGCCUCUUACGUACUCCAGAAGAAGAAGAUCCAAGAAGUUGGCUCUCACUAUGAUAUUCUUUGUCUGGAUCGCUGCUGGAGCUAUCACAUGUCCUCCUAUGUUUGGUUGGUAUGAACCAGACCACAACCAGAAUGGCAACUGCAGGUACAACCAGAAUCCUGGUUACGUGGUGUUCUCAGCCAUGGGCUCGUUCUUCCUUCCCAUGGCAGUCAUGGUGUAUGUGUACGCGAGGAUAUCCUGCGUGGUGGCUAGGAGACACCAACAACUAGCCAGUAGCACAAAAUGUAGUAAGGUUGGUUAUUGA